AUGUCUGUGCAACAGGAGGAUCAACUUGUAGAUUUCAAGGAGGCCUUCGGUCUCUUUGACAGAAUUGGUGACAACCAGGUGGCUUACAACCAGGUGGCUGACAUUAUGCGCGCUCUCGGCCAGAACCCCACCAACAAGGACGUUGUCGCUAUCCUGGGCAACCCCACCGCAGAAGACAUGGCCAACAAGAGGAUCAACUUUGACACCUUCCUGCCCAUGCUGAAACAGGUGGACGCUCUGCCCAAGGGUACAUACGACGACUACGUUGAGGGUCUGCGCGUCUUUGACAAAGAGGGCAAUGGCACCGUCAUGGGUGCUGAGCUGCGUAUUGUGUUGUCCACCCUGGGAGAGAAGAUGAGCGAGCCCGAGAUCGAUGCCCUCAUGGCAGGCCAGGAGGAUGAGAACGGCAGUGUUCACUAUGAGGCUUUCGUCAAGCACAUCAUGUCUGUGUAA
Messenger RNA from Nerophis lumbriciformis (worm pipefish), 453 nucleotides. Lineage: Eukaryota; Metazoa; Chordata; Actinopteri; Syngnathiformes; Syngnathidae. The record is from RefSeq and is a predicted model, not a curated record.